This is a messenger RNA of Amaranthus tricolor (Joseph's coat), 4743 nucleotides long. RefSeq names its product serine/threonine-protein phosphatase 7 long form homolog. Lineage: Eukaryota; Viridiplantae; Streptophyta; Magnoliopsida; Caryophyllales; Amaranthaceae. The transcript is spliced from 4 exons. The record is from RefSeq and is a predicted model, not a curated record. The coding region runs from base 3393 to 4259 and encodes 288 amino acids.
AGCACAAAAGAUUUGUCUGAAAUCGGGCUCAUGGAAGUUGUUCAGUCUAGAUUAUGUUGUUUAUUUGGUUCGGUUUAGAACCAGCCAUGGAUACUUUGUUGAUUCCAUUUUAGGGUCUUGUAGCUCCUAAGGACUUGAGAUUUCUGUAAGGCAUCAGACUACUGUCAGAGUAUAUAGCAUGCCUAUUUGAGAUGGAGUUUUUUUCAUUGUUGAACCAGCCUUGGGUGCUUUGUCGACUCUAUUCAGGGUCUUAGCUAGGUAGGACUUCCAGUUUCCGCAAGACAUUAGAGUAUAUAGUAUGUAGCUUCUUUGGAUUUGCUGUUUUUAUAAGACAUCGACGUAUAUAGCCUGCCAUUUGUUUGUUUAAAGGUUCUGAAACUGUUGCGUGAAGAGUGAAAACAAGAGAUUAUCUUACUCUUAACUCUAGUGGACGAAUACAAUAGCUUAUAGUUAGUACCACAUCAACCAUUAUAAUUUGUUAUUUAAUUAAGACAUGGCGCUAAAUUGAGGCAUGUAAUGCAAGAUUGCUAAUUUAGAGAAGAGCAUCGUCAAUAUUGAUGGUCACUGAUUUUUGUACUCAGAUUUUUGAUGACUUACAAUAAUCAAUUAUUUUCAACCUACUUAAUAUAAAAAAUAUCCAUCAAAUUUUGCUUCCUUUUGCCUACUUGUUGAGAGGUAUAUAAAAGAUAAGAUAUAUUUAUAUGAGAUUUUAUUAAAUUUGUAUGGUGAGAUAUUAAUUCAAAAUUUAUUUUGAAAAUAAUGUAAAAAGUGAAGUGGAUAAAUGGAAUUAGUUAUAACCUACUAUUGACCUUGACAUUAUUUUCAACUUCAUCACCGCUCCAUUUAAAUCAUAGGUGUGAGACUUUGACUCGAGUCAAGAUUAGUCAUAAAUUUUUUAAUUUUUGUAUUUGUUAGGAUGUUCUUGGGUCUAAUAAUUCAAAAGCGUGAACAAUCGUUUUUUAAUGUAGUUUUUUUGAGUUUGUAUCAUAGGUUUUAAAAAAAUUACAUAUUUAAAUUCUAUGGCGCAAAUUUAAAGAAGUAUUAUUUCUUUAGAAGAAUUGUGCAGAGCUUUGAAACAACUCUCUCAAAUGAUCAUUUAAUAGAAUUUUUGAAAUUGUUGAGUGAAAAAAAAAAUAAUAAUUAAAUAAACGAAGUUUUAAAAAAAUUUCAAAAGUAAGCGUCCAAACCCCAAAGCUGUGCUUUGGAGCUGUUCGCAGUUACUAACUGCGAAUAGCAUAUAAGACAAACUAGCUGUUCGCAAUUAGUAACUGCGAACAGCUCUUUUGUCUUUUAUUGUUGUUCGCAGUUACUAACUGCGAACAGACCUGAUCUACAAAAUCAGAUCAGUUUCUGUUUUUUCACAAAAUCGCAUUUCUCAAACCUACUUCACUCGACAUUUUCACCUUCUCCCUCUAAAACCAUUGAUUCAUUUCAUCAAAUCGUGCAAUCCUCUUUGAAUUUGGCACUUCAAAAUUAGUGUGUUAUACUAUAGCUUGCGCAAAGGUAAAUUUUUUUUGUGUUUUUUUGGUGUAUAUUUGGAUUUUAGGGUUUUAACCAAAUUUGUUUAUUUUUUCAAAUGUAGGUUUUUAGUUGUUAAAUCAAGACUAAUCUUAAUCAUCCAUAAGCAUUCAAGAAAAUGGCAUCAUUUCGCGUCACUAUAGUAUGUUUUUGGAAUGGUUGUAUUAAAGAAAAUAAUGGCAAAGUUCGUUAUGUUGGGGGAAGACUUAAGUUGUUUGCUUGCAAUUCGAACAUGGAUUUGAACCACUUUAAACGUUUUAUAUCUUCUAAGAUUGGAUUGGACCCUACUAGAAGUACCGUAAAUAUAAGUUUUAAAUAUGCCUUGAGUGGAGAAUUUAUUGCCUUUCCUGUUGAGGAUGAUGAGGCUAUAGAUGCGAUGGGGGAGCAUUUAAAGUCCACCCAAAUUUCUUCUUUGGAGUUAUACGUAGAAGAAGUACCAUUAGGGAAUGUAGUUGCUUCUAAUUCAACUCCUACCCCUAUGCCUAUAUUAACUUAGGAAACUGUAAAUCCCGUCGUUUCUUCCGCAUCUUGUAUUUUUUCUCAACCCCCUACAAAUCAAGUUCCAAUUGAUUCAAUGCUUAACUUAGGAGAAAGUGCUGAGAUGGGACCUUGGGAUGAUGAGAAUGAAAGUAAUGAGUUUAUUGACGAUCCUUCUGAGGACGAUGUGGAUGUCGAUGAGGAUGCGCUAGCAAAUGACUUGACUCUAGGCAACAUUCCUACAAUAAUUCCUCCUACACCUUAUGCCCUAUGUCCACCUUUAAACGAGUAUGCGGAGGACCAAUCAUGGAGGACUUGGGCUUGUGGUAGCACAUAGACUGAAUAGGGAGAGUUUGAGAAGGGUAUGAUGUUUGAUAACAAGGAAUCGUUGUUGGAAGCUAUCAGAGUGUAUCAUAUUGGGAGAAAUGUGGAGUACAGAACGGAGACCUCGAACCAAACUGUCCUUUCCUUGAAGUGCAAGUGGGGUUGUUCGUGGAAACUUAGAGCUACGUUUGACUCUAAUUUAUCUUCAUGGCGUAUUGUUACCUAUAAGGGUAAGCACGGUUCUUGUGUAUUGGGUAGUGACAGUGUGUCGGCUGGACACAUUCACCUGACAUUUUCUGUCAUUAACAAUGUUAUUAGAAAUUGUGUUGCUAAAGACCCAUCCAUUAAGGUAUCUGUCGUACGUCAGAUGGUUAAAAAUCGCUUUGGUGUGGAUGUGAAUUAUAAGAGAGCGUGGUGUGCAAAGCAACAAGCUUUGUUAUCCAUUUACGGGACAUGGGAAGGUUCUUACUCACUCCUUCCACGCUUUUUAAAAGCUUUGCAACUUUCCAACCCGGGGUUAGUAAUUGAGUGGUAUUUUAGGGAGGACAAUGACAUGGGUGUAUAUGUGAGACCUAAUAUUAGGACCUUCCAACGUGUCUUUUGGGCCUUUAAACCUUGCAUUGAAGGCUUCAAUUAUUGUAAACCUCUUAUUGCCAUUGACGGCACACACUUGUAUGGUAAAUAUUGCCAUACCUUAUUGACUGACAUUGCCCAAGAUGGUGAUAAGGGGAUCUUUCCUUUGGCCUUCGCAUUGGUAGAGAAGGAGAACAUAAGUGCAUGGUCCUGCUUCAUGUCCUGUAUUCGUAAGCAUGUCACACAGAGGAUGGGGUUAUGCGUUAUUUCUGAUAGACACGCUGGUAUUUUAGCAACCAUGGAAGAGCCGGAGUGGCAACCACCUAAUGCUUAUCAUAGGUUUUGCUUACGCCAUUUGCUUAGCAACUUCAAUCGUGCUAUGGAUAAUGUUCAGUUGAAGAAGUUGUUUGGUAAAACAGCUGAGCAAAGACAACAAGUGAAGGUAAUGAAUGAUCUAAAGGCAAUUGCGACUGCAAAACGAGAGGCAAUUUUCUGGAUUGAUGACGUGGGUGAUAUGUCUAAGUGGUGCUGCCCAUAAGAACGUCAAAGAGAUUGCAGGACCACUAGUCAUAUUACAGUUUUUGUGGGACCCAUACCCAGCGGAAGCCUACGCAGCUGUACCCGAACACUCGGGGAUUCAUUCCGGGGCGUGGAGGGCUUCUGUGCCACUCAUAUACUUCGACAUUGUCGAAGUACAUCUACCAGAGCGCGUAAUGCGCCAAUAUGGGUUGGUACAGGGCAUUCCACCGCCUUGUGACACUGAACCCCAGCUGCACCUAAUUUCGCGAAGAAAUCAAGCCGGGGCAAACCUGAUGGAGAUCAACGGGCACUACAUCGCUCGUUGGGAUCAUAGACUUGAGCUGCUUGCACAAGGUGCGCCGAUCGAUGUUGUCGGCGCACCUACUAUACCUGACUAUAUGCCGUGGUUCCUCUCUAUCACGCGCCGAUGGAUGACACCACGUGCCAUCUUGGAAGCAGCACAUUACGCACCUGCUGCGCCUACGAUGACCCAAUUUGCACAAGGUGCGGCAGACGUUAUGCGGUACAGCCAGGAGGAGCCGGUGAGGGAGAUUGCGCAUGGCAUGCUCUUCGGCUCGCAGUUCCAGCAAUUCAUACCGGAAGUCGCUGCACAACACUCACCAACUACCUCCCAUACGCACAUGGCAUGCUCUCCUUCUUAUGACUACCAUUUGGAGGAGAUGGAUUAUUCAUAUCCCGUUGACGCUGCGGGGACCUCGCAGAAUGGGCCAUCACAGCCAUCACAGUACCAGUCCCCUCCACUGCCAGAGCGUCACGCGAACGCCUCUUACUAUCGUAGGAGGCGAAGGAGACCAACUCAGUUGGAUAAGGUAGAUGAGGGUUCGUGAGCGUUAACGAUUACCUUUUGUGUAUUUGGAUCGACUAUGUACAUAUAUAUAUAUAUAUAUAUAUAUAUAUAUAUUUUAAUUGACUUGUAUAUUUCACACAUUUGUAUAUAUUUUGUUGUAUAUAUAUGUUUAAUUACUUUAUCAUAGCCUCUAAGCUUUAACUUAUGAAUGAUCGGAGUUUUGGCGAUGAAUCAUGCCGCCUUAAAGAUACAUUGACUUGUAAUUAACUAUUCUAAUGUCUCUAGUGCAAUUACAACAAACAACAACUACCCCAAAAAUAAAGGAUAAAAAAUAUUAAUUAUCUGUUCGCAGUUAGUAACUGCGAACAGCUCCAAAGCACAGCUUUGGAGUUUGGACGCUUACUUUUGGAAUUUUUUUAAAACUUCGUUUAUUUAAUUAUUAUUUUUUUCACUCAAGAAUUUCAAAAAUUCCAUUUAAUAAUUAUUUGCAAAAAAUCAGCUCAUGAUUCUAUUUGAGCAUGAAC